CCUCUGUGUCCUCAGUACCACUUUGCAGCUCCCAGCUGUCCAACUCCAAGGACCUAUGGGGUCGCGUAAAGAAUAUUAUCCACCAAAUGGCAGUGCUUGCGGGGAAAAAAUGGAACCUUUAUAUCGCUAUGAUUUUGUCUUUUUUAAACAAUUAUGUUUGUCUAGUUUGAUUCAAGAAGUGCUUUGGGGGACCCUGAGCCCCCCUUCGCCGCCGCCCCUCCUCCUGGUCCCUCCCUUUCAUUAACACUGCAGGUCCAAUGCUGGUCGAUGUGACUUUUAGAGAAAAGCGGAGAAGCUCAUGUGUCUUGUGGACAGAACCAUGCACACAGACCGGCAUGCAGCCUCCUGAACGACAAGAACAGAUCAACGCCUUAAGGUCGGACCUUUCCCCUUAUUUGCAUUACGCCAAAGCACCGCCAAUUAACCUCACAUAUUGUAGAUGCCUUCUCCUAUCAGCUUGAUUGUCAAAACAUGCAAAACCUUUUUCUUUUCUGCAGAACUUGCUUUUUUUUUGCUUGCCUUCCACUGUUAUGAAGUAGAGUCCAAUUGAAACAUUUCUGUGAAUUUGAAAAAAGACGGGCUAUAGCGACUGUUUCGCACAAGAACGCUUUCAUUGCAGUUUAUUUUUGAACUGGAAGACUAUUUACGGGACUUUGGCUGCGGAUCAGUGUGGCACCAACAUCAUGGGGCUUGUGUUUUGGAUGUGCUUGCUGCUGGCUCUCCCACUGCUCCAGUCUGCCAAGAUCCUGACUGUCUGCCUAAUUGGAGGAAGCCACUACUUGCUUUUUGACGAGAUAUCUCACAACUUCCAUCUACACGGCCACGAGGUUCGCAUGCUCUUGCAACUGGGCAACCCUGUGAUCACAGGUUUGUCCUAUGCUGGUCGGAAUGACAGCUACCAGACCAGCACUUGGUCCUUAGGAGAAGAGUACAUUAAACAAUUAUACGGCUGGUUCUUGGAGCAACAAGCACAGUUUUUACUGGGACGGGAUAACUUGAGUGGCUUUUUGAACUUCAUGGGGCACCUUUCCUAUCAAUGUGACCAUCUCUUGGGAGACCACGAGCUACUAAGGUUCCUCCAGAGGGAGCAAUAUAACAUGGCUAUCCUGGAUGCCUUUAACCCCUGCUCCUUCAUCAUAGCACACAAACUUGGUCUUCCCUUCAUUGCUUUCUAUCCCGGCACUCUAAACGGUCCUCUCUCCAUCACAAUUCCCUCAUCCUUGUCCUCAGUGCCAGUUUGUAGUUCCCAGCUGUCUGACCACAUGGGCCUGUGGGGUCGUGCAAAGAAUGUUUUCUACUCACUUGUAGGUGUAAUAGGCCGGCGAAUUGUUUGGUCCAUGUUUAAGGAUGUAGCUGACCGCCACCUCGAUUCAGGCUCUCCACCUGGUGGUCUGGACGAGUUCCACCACAAAGCUGAGUUGUGGGCCUUCAACACCGACUUCUCCCUGGAGUUCCCCCAGCCUCUUCUACCUUACACCGUGCUGGUGGGGGGUCUCCUCAAUAAGGUGGCCAAGCCUCUGGAUCAGGAGCUUGACUUGUGGGUCUCCAGCUUCGGAGAGGCAGGGUUCAUUGUUGUGACUCUGGGCUCCAUGGUCUCUUCUGUCUCUGUGGACCGACUUCUGGUGGAGCUGGUCGAUGGCUUCUCCAUGAUCCCUCAGGGGGUCAUCUGGAGGUAUGAUUGUGAGCUUUGGCCACCUCACCUAAGCAAACCUUCCAAUGUACGCCUUGUGGACUGGCUUCCUCUCAAUGACAUACUAGGACAUAAAAAUAUGCGUCUCUUCGUCACCCAUGGAGGUCAGAACAGUCUUCUCCAGGCAGUGUACCACGCUGUUCCUGUGCUGGGCAUCCCUCUGUUUGGAGAUCAGUUUGACAACAUGGUGCGAGCUGAAGCAAAGGGUUUAGGACUCACCAUCAGCUCCACGCAAAUCACCAGCAGGCUGCUUAGCUCAACCAUUCAAACAAUCAUCAAGGAUGCCAGCUUCAAGUCCGCAGCUUUGUCCCUCAGCAGCAUCCACAGAUCCCAUCCUGUCUCCCCGGCACUCCGGCUGGUGCAGUGGGUGGAACACAUUCUGCAAAGCGGAGGCGGAGCUCACCUGAGGCCGUCCUCGCUACAGCAGCCAUGGUACCAGAGAUAUCUGCUGGACCUGCUUCUUCUUCUCUUAAUCAGCCUGGCUGGGCCCGUCUUUCUCUGCUGGCUUCUCUGCAAGAGCAAGACAAGCAAAGGUGACAGAAAGAAAAUACAAUAAAUGUGCUCUUAUGUUAAUAACUGAGUUAUUUGCCUAACUGUGAAGUCAGUGAUUAAUAAAU
Messenger RNA from Entelurus aequoreus (snake pipefish), 2307 nucleotides. RefSeq names its product UDP-glucuronosyltransferase 3A1-like. The record is from RefSeq and is a predicted model, not a curated record. The coding region runs from base 684 to 2246 and encodes 520 amino acids. The transcript has 10 exons. Lineage: Eukaryota; Metazoa; Chordata; Actinopteri; Syngnathiformes; Syngnathidae. Gene Ontology annotation, molecular function: UDP-glycosyltransferase activity.